GACAAUUAGAAUAACACAUUGUACUUUCAAUAUGGCAGGCAUGCAAUUUGAGUACGAUGAAGAAGGAGGAACGUUCUUUUAUUUUCUCAUAUCAUUCUGGGCUUUGAUACUGAUCCCAUCCACAUAUUUUUUGUGGCCGUCAACAGAGAAAAAAGACGAUGAAGAAAAAAAGAGAAGAUGUCUGUGUCAAAAGUGCAUUACGAAAAGGGAAAACAUCGCAAAGGAAAAGGCUAGCAUCAAGCCAACUGUUAUUAAAAUUGGUUUGGCUGUUGGCUGGGUGAUAUUUAUCUUGCUGGCUUGGAAAGUUUCGAUGAUUCAGCUUGAUUAUGUUGAAUAUGACCCUUUUAAUGAACUUGGAAUUGACCGCGGAGCUUCUGCUGCAGAAAUCAAGCGAGCUUAUCGCAAACUCAGUUUGAUCUACCAUCCAGACAGAGAGACUGGCGACCCCAAGAAGUUCAUGAGAAUUGCUAAAGCAUAUGCAGCGUUAACAGAUGAAGAGUCGAGAAAGAACUGGGAAGAGCACGGAAACCCAGAUGGCCCUGAAGCAUUACGAGUUGGCAUUGCUUUACCAAAAUGGAUUGUUGAGAGAGAAAACUCUAUGUGGGUGUUAGCCCUGUAUGGGGUGGUCUUCAUGAUUGUCCUUCCUGUCGUUGUGGGCAUCUGGUGGUACCGGUCCAUCAAGUUUAGCGGAGACCAAGUUCUGCUGGACACAACUCGGCUUUACUAUUAUUUCAUCAACAAAACUUCGAAUAUGAUUUUGAAACGGGCAGUGAUGAUUCUGGCAGCUUCUUGUGAAUUUGACCGCAUGCAUAACGCAGAAGUGAUUGAGAGACCAACAGACAAUGAAGAACUGCCGCUGCUGAUCAAACAGCUCCAGAAUGUUCAGGAGAAGAAUAAGGAGCGUCCUUUGUGUUUUGCCUACAGUGUGAAGGCCAGGACUCUGCUGCUGGCCCACUUCCAACGUGUGCCUUUAAACCCCAACACGUUACAGAUUGACCAAGACUACAUCCUGAAGAAAUGUCCAUAUUUGAUAAAUGACAUGGUUAACAUUUGUGCCAGUCUGGUUGCCAUGGCAAUGUCUGGAAGAGUGAGCCAGCCCCCUCGUCUGGACUCAAUUGAGAAUAUCAUGAAGAUGAGCCAGAUGGUGAUCCAGGCCCUGGAUGAGAAGGCGAGUCCCUUGCAGCAGUUGCCGCACAUCACCCCUGACAUGCUCCGACAUUUUACCACCAGGAAGAGGGACAUCCGCCACAUCCGAGACUUUGUGAACAUGAACCACGAUGACAGACGCAAUAUGCUGCGCACACUCUCUGACCAGGAGUACAAAGAUGUGAUGACCGUGUGUUCACAGUUGCCUUACCUCGAGAUGAAAGUCAGGACAGAAGUGCUGGAUGAAGAGGACACAACUAUCACGGCUGGCUCUAUUGUGACUGUGACGGUGUCUCUGGUGCGAAAGGACAUGGGGGACAUGUUUGAGCAAGACAUGAUCCUCACCGACGAGGAGACGGCUGUGGAAGAGGCUGCCGGAGAGGUUGAUGGGGAGAACGAAGAAGAGAAUGAGGAUGAGGAGGCUGUUGAAGAAGGAAAUCAGGGAGAGGUAGCCAACGCGGCAGACAGCAAGAGCAAGAGCUGGGACAAAAACAAAGGCAAAGGCAAGAAGAAGGGAGGAAAGGUGAAGAAGAAGACCAAGCAGGUGUACCAGUGGAAGGCGGCUGCGCAGGCCAAGGUGGAGAGUGCUACUGCCGCCGCUGCUGCUGCUCAGAAGACAAGCACUGAGACUGAUUCUCCGAAACCAACCAAGUCAUCGAAAGCGGAGAAGAAAGAGGGCCAGACCGAAGAGGACGGAGAAGAUGCGUCGGAGGAGGAGGAGAACAACGCAACUGAGGAGGAGGAGGAAACUACACAAGAGACCAGCUCAAGCGCGGCCAAACCGGCCAAGGCCAAAAAAUCGACAGACGACGACGAUGAUGAUGAAGACUGGGAUAACUACAAGAUGGAGUCCAAGAAGGAGAACUCUCUAGACACUAAGAAAAAAGAAAGCCAUCUAGUCCAUUGCCCAUACUUUCCAGGAGAAAAGCAAGAGGGGUGGUGGGUGUACGUUGCAGAUCGCAAGCAUCACUUGCUCAUCACAGCUCCCGUUCAUGUGUGCAGUUUGAAAACAGAUGAAGAGGUGCAACUGAAGUUCUCGGCUCCUGACAAACCGGGACAUUUUCAGUUUACCGUGGUGCUCAGGUCAGAUUCUUACUAUGGCGACUUCGACCAGUCUCAGACGAUAAAGCUUGAUGUAAAGGAGGCUAAGGUGAUAGAGGACCAUCCGCAGUGGGACAUCUCAGAGGACGAGGAUGAGAAGGACAAGGAUAAUGAGGAUGAGACGGAAGAUGAUGACUCAGACUACAGUUCUGAAGACGAUGGCUCAGAGUGAUGUAACAACUAUUUCUUGCGGCGUUUGAUAUCAACAUUUUUUUCAAAGAAGAUAUCAUUCCAUCGGGUCAUGUAACUGAAAUUUCGACCAGAAAUGAUUUAUUUGCAGUAAUAGAUGAUAAUUCUGUUACGAGACUGGUAUAGAUAAUCAACUUAUGAAUGACCUACAGUGGCUGUUAACAUUUUACUUUCUUAUAGGUGACUCAUAUCACCUGUGUGUACAUUGCGAGAAAUACAAAGCAGGAAGCAAAGUGGUAAGACAAAGAGUUUUCAACACUGAGCCAAAUGUCAUUCAUUGUAAGUUGUUUCAGAUUUGAAGUUGCAGACAGCAAUGUUUUUCAUUUUUUUCUUUUUUCUUUUUUCCUUCUUUUGAAAAAUUUGAAAAUCAGAACUUGUAAUAUUUAGAGUAUUGAGAGUCUCUCAUUUGUAUGAUGAAAUGAAAUGAGGAGAGUAGUACAGGGUGUUUUUUUUAACCUUUCACUUUACUUCGGUUGUUGAAGUCAAGCAAGGGGGAUAUGUUUUCAUCUACCAUUGAUGUACUUUAUCAGUACCAUUGCGACGACUUUGACUCUUUGAAAUGAGAAGAGUUAAACUUUAUAUCUAUAGGUAAAGGAGAAGGUACUUUAGUGAAUAAAAUACACUGAAUUUAUGCUGGCUGACCGAAGGCUAGCACAAGAAAUUGCUGCUCUCUCUUGCUUUAGUGUUUGAGAUUUGAUAUUUUGUUCUUUUCUGAAAUCUUAACUAGAUCCUUUUCGCAUCAAAUGUGAUUUUGGGAGUGGUGAAGUUUGCAUGCCCUUUCAAUCUAUAUGAAGUACUUCAAUAUUGGUAAAACGUUCUUUCAUUUAAUAAAGAUUCAUACUUUUUUUUUCAGUAUUUAAUGCUAAUUUUUUUUGUCUUCAGUAUGCAUGCUUUGAUAAAUUAUAUUUCAUGUAUUUUCUGCAAUUUGGAAGAGACUGGAAGGGUUGCCUGUGCCACAAUGAAAAAAAGCUUUUUUAAUUACCUUUUUGUCUUUUUGUUUACCGUAGCAAAGAUUGUUCUAGAUUCUCCUGUCCCUGCAACUUUGGAUGGGCUGUGUUGGAACCAUCGUCUGUGGUGUAUUGUUGAGGCUUUUUGCAGCUGCAUACGAAAGUCAUGAGUUUGAUUCCUAAGUGCGGAAGUUUUUUAAAAAUCUCGUGUCUUUGUCCGGCUACUGGGGUAUUAUAUUCCUCACAACCCAGAUUAGCCCUGACAAGCAGGGUGGGAGCAACCUGCCUAUGUGAUCCAAAUUGAGUUGAUAGGGGCUUAAAACAUUUAUAUACGAUUGCAGUACAAUUAAAUAUAUAUACGGUUGGGCCUAGAUUACUCAGACAUGUCAGGGAUUGAGAAAUGUGUUUGAUACUUUCACAAUUCUGAUAAAUUGCAUGAAGGAGAAAUUUGGAGAGACAAUUGAAGAAAAUCAAGGGGAGUAACUGAUGGUACAAUAGUCAGAAAAUAAAUCACUAUUUCAGAUUUAAUUUUGGGAAUUUCCUGCAUUCAACUUUUUAAGUGAUGCCAUCUCCACAUGGCACAAUGCAACGCCACACUGUCUGUUUUUGAUCACGUCACCAUCACCUAAUACUCCCCCUCACUUUACUAGAUAAAUUAGAUUCAAAGAAGUUCUUCUUCAGGUGAAAUGCAAUGAUGGUUCUCGAUUCCAGCAGUGUAUAUGUAUCACACUGGGGGGGGGGGGGGGGGGGGGGGGGAGCCUGGUGGGCUCCUGUAGCCUGUUGCUCUCGAUGAUGAUGGACAUUUUGUUUUCCAGUUGAAUUUUGGACAGUUGUGAGGAAAAACUUGAUCGGAUUUUUCGAGACAAGCUGUACGACAAAUCCUUAUGGAUGGAUGUUUGAGAAAAGAGUCGUCUGUGCAAAGAAAACAUAGUGUUUCUGUCUGGGAAUGCCAUUUUGUACGAGCUAUCUGUGAUUUUGAGUUUUGAGUGUUCGUGUUAUCUGUGCCCAACUGUAUUUAUAUAUAAACAGAGGAGCUGUGUGAGUCUCGUAAAUACAUCUCAGCAGAUGCCACACCAACAUUUUAACAGUUGAAAGGAACAAAAAAUGUCUUUGUCUCCAGAUUGGGGGAAAAAUGCAGAGCCGCUAAUGAUGAGAUUGUCAGUGUUAUUGUUGUCUAGUUCAUGAGAAGGUUUAGCAUUUAUGAAACAAAAGGGGCAUUUAGGAAGUCGUUUUUGUCCAGCUUUCAUUGUUUUUCCUGUCUUUGACAAGACCUGCUGCAAGGCCGAGUUUUAUCUUGGAGAUGACUUGGGUAUUUUGAAGCAACGUAUGUAGUCGCAUUGGAUCUCUAAAAUAUUUCUGAUGUCUGUAACAGGUUAACAAAAGUCUUCUGACUUCGAGAUUUAUUUUUUGGAUAUACUUGUCAAUGUCCAUUCCUGUUUAGAUACCUUUCCUCAAGUUCAGUUUUUUCACAGCAGUGAUCUGGAAGGUUAAAACUGGCCAUAAGUCUCUAGAGGGUCUGUUUAUUUUAUCUAGUUUUGCUAUUGAAGGCUCGUUGUUUGAGAUGUACAAUUCAUAAGUCUUCAGAACAGAGUUUUGAUAUAUAAUUUGUAUUUGUUGUGUAAUGGUCUUUUGUCUGCCGGUAAUUACGCAUGCCCUUUGUGUGAAAGAUGUUAUUACUAAAGGAUGAGUUUUGAAAGGGAGAAGCAAAUGAAAGAGCUAAGAGCAGUGAGGAAACUGGUGCUAACUAAUGCCAUCAUAGAUAGGUGAAUCGAAUACGAUCCCACUACAGCGGCUUGGAAAAAUUCCUGACUUUUCAUUUUCAGUAAAGUGCGAACGGGUGUGGGGUGGGGCAGAGGAGAGGGAACUAUUUUGCAGAGGAUCUGCUAGCACGGGCAUUUUUGACGUAAUGGUACGGCUCUUUGUUGACGCAUGGAAAAGGCCUGAGUUUGACUCCCGUGUAGGGAAGAUUAAAAAAAACAACUGAUUAUGUCCUUCUGUCUGCUGGGAUGUAGUUUCCCUUUCAACAUGAGUUGGCUCUGGCUGGCUGGAUUAAAGCAGCCUGCCUCUUAAAGAAUGUAACUUGGGUUGAUAGAAGAAUAGAACAUGUGAAAUUACAGUGAUAGUCAGGCUCAGGAGUUUUUUUGUGUGGUGGUUUUUGUCAUGGAACUCUUUUGCUUUUAAAAAAAAUACAUGUACUGUUUUUGGAAGCAGCUCUUGAAAGUUACAACGCAACUCUGGAAUAACAGUCAGUUGUGUCCGUUCCUAGGGGGGGAUAUGAAAUUGUAAAAUUAGUUUGUGAAGAAAUGAGUUUGUGAAAUAAGUUUGUGCUAGCUGAUAAGAGUAUAUGUCUGCCAGAGGUCGCGAGUGAGUACCCGCUACAAAGAAAAUAUUAAGGUUGUACUUGUGUAUGUUCUUUAUAUACUUAUUUAUUCUGAUUGUCGCCUUUCAUUUGUCAUGGGAUUGGUUUCAUUGUGCAGUUUAUUGUUUCCUUCUUUCUUAUGACCUUUGUUAUGAUUUCGUUUUUUUAAAUUGUCAGUCUUGAACUCCGUUAAAAGACCAAAAAAAAAAAAAAAUCAAAAUUUUCUGCUUUUAGGAGAUAAUUGUUUCUCUAUCCUUGUUCAAAUCUAAGCAGGCAUUUCAGGUAAGAUGUUAGACU
Molecule: messenger RNA, 6039 nt
Organism: Aplysia californica (California sea hare)
Lineage: Eukaryota; Metazoa; Mollusca; Gastropoda; Aplysiida; Aplysiidae
Product: translocation protein SEC63 homolog
Exons: 19
Coding region: 32-2419 (795 amino acids)
Biological process (GO): SRP-dependent cotranslational protein targeting to membrane; post-translational protein targeting to endoplasmic reticulum membrane
Cellular component (GO): Sec62/Sec63 complex
Molecular function (GO): transmembrane protein transporter activity; RNA binding
Source: RefSeq, a predicted model, not a curated record